Molecule: messenger RNA, 1365 nt
Organism: Adelges cooleyi (spruce gall adelgid)
Lineage: Eukaryota; Metazoa; Arthropoda; Insecta; Hemiptera; Adelgidae
Gene: STUB1
Product: E3 ubiquitin-protein ligase CHIP
Exons: 8
Coding region: 285-1178 (297 amino acids)
Biological process (GO): protein quality control for misfolded or incompletely synthesized proteins; protein polyubiquitination; positive regulation of proteolysis
Cellular component (GO): cytoplasm; Z disc
Molecular function (GO): protein-folding chaperone binding; ubiquitin protein ligase activity
Source: RefSeq, a predicted model, not a curated record
UUCCUUUGUUGAUAAAUUAAUCAACAUUACAUUGCAAUUGGAAGUUAGACUUGAUAGUAGUUACUUACUUACUCGAUUACUAAUCUUCUGUCAACAUAGAAGAACUAUUGUAAUUAUGUUGUUUGUACCUAUUUGACAUACUACAUUUUUAUGGUGUGUUGUAAUGUGAUAAUUAAUAAAAAUAAAGAAAAUAGUUGCCAGAAAAAUUAACUGAAUUGGAGUUUGACAUGUUCUGUGACAUCUACUAAGUUUGCUUUUAUUUGUACUCUGUUGUAUUAAGCAAAAUGUUUAAGUUUAAUACAUCUAAUAAACAUACAUCUAAUAAUCAGACAGAUAAGGAUCUUAAAGAAGAAGGUAAUAGGCUGUUCAGCUACAAACAGUAUGAAAAAGCCAUUGAAUGUUAUAACAAAGCCAUAAUAAAAAAUCCUGUUGUUCCUAUAUAUUUCACUAAUCGUGCUUUAUGUUAUUUAAAGCUAAAACAAUGGGACAAAGCAUGUACAGAUUGUCGACGUGCUUUAGAAAUGGAUUUUAGUUUUAUUAAAGGAUGUUUUUUUUUGGGAAUAGCUUUAAUUGAAUUAGGUAGUUAUGAUGAAGCCAUUAAACAACUACAAAGAGCUCAUAACUUAACAAAAGAGAAAAAGAUUAACUAUGGUGAUGAUAUAACAAGUCAACUUAGAAGGGCUCGUAGACUUAAAUGGGAAAAACAAGAAGAAGUGAGACAAAAUCAAGAAAUCGAACUUUUGUCGUAUUUAACUAAAUUAAUGGACGAUGAUAUAGCUCACAAAAUUAACGAGAUACCUAAGCCAUCAGAUAACGAGGUUGAUGUUGAAGAGUAUGAGAAUUGUGUAAUGGAAAUCAAAAAUCAAAGUGAAAAAUAUGCAGCUGAAUUGCAUGCAAUAUUUUCGAAAAACGACGAUAGAAGAAAGAAACGUGAAGUACCUGAUUACCUGUGUGGUAAUAUAAGCUAUGAUAUUUUGAGGGACCCAGUUAUUACUCCUAGCGGCAUAACAUAUGAUCGUAAGGAUCUAGAAGAACAUUUGAUGAAAGUAGGACAUUUUGAUCCCGUGUCACGUCAACAUUUAACUGUGGAUCAACUUAUUCCGAACUUGGCCUUAAAAGAAGCUGUAGAGGCAUUUGUAAUGGAAAAUGAAUGGGUCAAUUACUAUUGCACAUUAUAGAAUCAUUUCAACAGAUAUUAAUUUUAGGGAUAGUACCCUAUUUUGUUAAUACUUACAUAUGUAAAUAGAACGAAUAUUCUGUAAUAAAAGUAUUGUAGGCAUAUAUUAUACUUAUUUUUAUUGAGCACUAACUACUAAAUUUAAAUAGUAAUUUUAAAUUAUAUUGUGCUAAAACAACAUAUUUCAU